Acaromyces ingoldii is the source of this 3090-nucleotide messenger RNA. RefSeq names its product MCM-domain-containing protein. Gene Ontology annotation, molecular function: single-stranded 3'-5' DNA helicase activity; ATP binding; single-stranded DNA binding. Bases 59 to 2944 code for a protein of 961 amino acids. Gene Ontology annotation, cellular component: MCM complex; nucleus. The transcript is spliced from 3 exons. The record is from RefSeq and is a predicted model, not a curated record. Lineage: Eukaryota; Fungi; Basidiomycota; Exobasidiomycetes; Exobasidiales; Cryptobasidiaceae. Gene Ontology annotation, biological process: mitotic DNA replication; double-strand break repair via break-induced replication; DNA replication initiation.
ACUUCCCUUCAGACACACCCACCAAACCACAGCAGCACAGCAGCAGUAGCAGCACAAUAUGGAGAUGCUCUCAUCUUCGUCGGCGCUGCCGUCAUCGCCACUGACCAGGAGCUCGCCUGCAGGCCGUACGUCGGGUGCCCGCCUUGAUCCGCUGGCCUUCGACGCCUCGAUCCCCAGUGAUGGCAGCAUGCCCACGAAUAAUUACAACACCAACAACGGUCAAGGCCACACGGGGGGACCCGAUGGUGGACAAACCACCGAUAGGGAUGCAGAUGACGGAGCACCAGCUUCGAGGAACGCCAGACCACGGAAGCCAAUCAACAUCGAGGAGAUUGCCCCUGUCGUUGACGAGACGGGCGAGCGUGUGCGCGAGCAUUUCGUCCAAUUCCUCACAAACUAUGUCGAAGAGCCCCUCUCCGGCUCACCAGACCCAGAUGGCGACGGGUACUCGACUGAGCGCCCUUACGUAGCCCAGAUUAGCGCCCUCUCCGAGUUCCAGCGGACUACGCUCUUCGUCGACUUUACCCAUCUGCUCCGGUAUCAGUCGCUGCUCGCCGAGGCCGUCAGUCAGCAGUACUACCGCUUUCUGCCUUACCUCCGACGUGCCGUCGCCGACCUCGUUGCCGAAGUCAGCCCCGAGUAUCUCUACAUCAACGCACACGCCGCCUCGACGGCCUCCUCGGGUCUCAAGCCUCGCGACUUUGGCGUCUCUUUCUACAAUCUCGCGCUCGUUUCCGGCAUCCGCGACUUGCGCACCGACAGCAUCGGUCGUCUGACGUCGAUCAGCGGUACAGUCACGCGCACGUCCGAGGUCAGGCCCGAGCUCAUCUACGGCGCCUUCAAGUGCCAGGAGUGCGGCAACGUGGUGCGCGACGUCGAGCAGCAGUUCAAGUACACGGUCCCGACCAUGUGCCACAAUCCGACGUGCCAGAACACGAAGAACUGGCAGCUCAACACCGAUCAGAGUCGCUUUGCUGACUGGCAAAAGGUCAGGAUCCAGGAGAAUGCCAACGAGAUUCCCACGGGCAGCAUGCCUCGCAGCCUCGACGUCAUUCUCCGCUCCGAGAUCGUUGAGAGGGCCAAGGCUGGCGACAAGUGCGUCUUCACCGGCACCUUUAUCGUGGUGCCCGAUGUGUCGCAGCUUGGCGUUCCGGGUGUCAACGCUCAGAUCCAGCGAGACGCUGCGGGCGGCCGCGCUCCCGAAGGCAUCAGCCAACAGGGUGUCACGGGUCUUGCUUCGCUCGGCGUUCGCGACCUGACCUACAAGACGGCCUUUUUGGCCUGCAUGGUGCAGAGCGGCGAGGACCGCAAGGGCGGCAACGUGCGCGAUGAAGGCGAGGCCGAAGACCCCGAGACGCUCAUGAAUGCUCUGACGGAGGAGGAGCGCGAUGAGCUCGAAGCCAUGGUUUCUACCGAUGACAUCUAUUCGCGCCUCGUCCACAGCAUUGCGCCCACUGUGUAUGGCCACGACAUUGUCAAAAAGGGCAUCCUGCUCCAGCUCAUGGGUGGCGUGCACAAGCAGACGCGCGAGGGCAUCCACCUCCGUGGCGACAUCAACAUUUGCAUUGUUGGCGAUCCCAGUACCAGCAAAUCGCAGUUCCUCAAAUAUGUCUGCGGCUUUCUGCCACGAGCUGUGUACACAUCGGGCAAGGCUUCCUCGGCAGCCGGUCUGACGGCAGCCGUGGUGCGAGACGAGGAGACGGGCGAGUUCACAAUCGAGGCUGGUGCCCUGAUGCUGGCCGACAACGGCAUCUGCGCCAUUGACGAGUUUGACAAGAUGGACGUUAGCGACCAAGUGGCCAUCCACGAGGCCAUGGAGCAGCAGACGAUCUCGAUUGCCAAAGCCGGUCUUCAGGCCACUCUCAAUGCCCGGACCUCAAUCCUGGCGGCGGCCAACCCAGUAGGAGGGCGAUACAACCGCAAGAUGACGCUGCGAGCUAACGUAGCCAUGUCGGCGCCCAUCAUGUCGAGGUUCGACCUCUUCUUUGUCGUUCUCGACGAAUGCAACGAGAAUGUCGACAUGAACAUUGCGCAGCACAUUAUCAACGUCCACCGCUUCAAGGACAGUGCCAUUGCACCAGAGUUCAGCACAGAGGCCAUCCAGCGCUACAUUCGCUAUGCGCGAACCUUCCAGCCCAAACUGACGCCCGAGGCCAGCGACGUGCUCGUCGAAAAGUACAGGCAGCUGAGAGAGGACGAUGCGGGCGCAGGCGGCAAGAACUCAUACAGGAUCACAGUUCGGCAGCUGGAGAGCAUGAUUCGGCUCUCAGAAGCGAUUGCGCGAGCGAAUUGCAGGCAGGAGAUUACGCCUGCAUUUGUCAGAGAAGCAUUCUCGCUCCUCAGGCAGUCGAUCAUCCACGUCGAGAAGGACGACAUCAACUUUGAGGAUGAGGAAGAGGAUGACGACACGCUGCUCAGAGAGCGGGAGCAGCAACAACGACAGCAGCAGCAGGCUUCCUCGAUGGAGGAGUCGAUGGAUGCGGACAUGUCGAGCGCAGCUGCGACCCUUGCGGACCCAGCGACUGCAGCAUCAGCUCCUACCACGGCCGCCGCUGCCGCUGAGACCUCCGCAGCGCCGUCAUCACGACGGAGGCUGAAGAUCACCCACGAUCGCUACAUUGAGAUGCUGAACCUGUUGGUGAUGCGCGUCAAUGAGAUGGAGAAGGCGACGGGAUCCGGUAUCAACAGGCGCGACCUCAUCCAAUGGUACCUCGAGCAGCGUGAGAGCGAAAUCGAGACUUUGGAACAGCUCGAGGAGGAGAGGGAACUGGCGGCCAAGGUCGUCGUCAAGCUCAUCAAAGAUCAAUACUUUAUUGAGCUCAGAAAUGACGAGGACGAGACACAGCCGGAUGGCGAUGAGGAAGAUUUGACGGCCUCGCAGGAGCCCAUUCUCAUGGUUCACCCCAAGGUCGACCUCGACAAUCUCGGCAGCUCAUUGGAGUAGACCACUCUCUUGUCGUUUCUUAUCUUUUACCCGUCUUUGCUCUCGCUCUAUUAUUGUAUUGUUCCGUCUUGUUCUCUCAUCGUAUUGCGGCAUGCCGUGCGUGCUACUUUUGCUGUCUCUUGACGCCGAGAAGGAGUGUUGGAUGU